Molecule: messenger RNA, 2784 nt
Organism: Colletotrichum costaricense
Lineage: Eukaryota; Fungi; Ascomycota; Sordariomycetes; Glomerellales; Glomerellaceae
Exons: 3
Coding region: 1-2784 (927 amino acids)
Source: RefSeq, a predicted model, not a curated record
AUGUUCAAUCAUUCUGGGGACAAACCACCCCGCGGUGUUCCCUCUGGAUCAGAAUACGGAGGCAGUCAGCAUGGCCGCCUCGCCCUCAACACAUCUGGUCAAGCAUAUUCUAGGUUCGGUGUUCCGCUCAACUUUGGCGGUCCCUCGACAUGUCCACCGCCGCAGCAAGAUUCCGUCCGGAGGGACUUCGACUCAUCUAUGGACUGGACUUCACCAGUCGCGCAGCAGAACGCGCGCUUCGACGUUGGGUCUUCGAUGAACAGCGCGCCACAGCAAGACGAAGGAAUGGAACUCGAUGAAUUCAGUCCCCCUGCCGGAGUGUCCAACUUGAUUGCGCGCUUUGAGGGGAUUCGCGCCGCACCACCAAGCAGUAAUAGGAUCAUGAGCCCGGCCAGUUCAGUCGCAAGCCCAUCAAUAGCGAGCCCAUCGUCGGCACACUUUAGCAGCAUGCACGGCAGCACAGCAAACAUGAGCUCUUCAGGAAUGAGUAGAAUCACAAGUCCAGUCGCUCACAGCCCGGCCACGCCCACUUUCUUCCGUGCUCCGGAAUCAUAUCGUCCUCCAGUGCCCAGACAUACGAAGCCAGUUUUGGAUCGCGCACCCUCUAAUAUUCCCAUGUUCACGCCGGACUCACGAUUUGGAGAUGUAAACAGUCGCAUGGCUAUUGCUGCUGGUCCAUCGAACCCCGCGCCUCCUCCUCAGGUGCAUCACCAUCAGCCUCAGCAGUAUCAACCGCAGCAGCAGCAACAUCAACCACAGCAACAUCAGCACCAACACCAACACCAACACCAACAACAGGCACAGCAACAACAGCAACAGGCACAGCAGCAGCAACAACAAACCGCCGACUUCAGUCAGCUAGAUCCUUUCCUCAAUACGUCAAACAAGGGGUUUCAGUCACAAGCCAACGCCUUCAAUUUUCCGACGACGAAUGACUUCAACAAUACGACGACUAAGCACUUUGCAACCCAAGCAAGCAACUUUAGUCCCCAACCAAACACGUUCAGCGCAGUCUCUAAACCCUUCGCUUCCCAAUCUAAUGCCUUCAAUCAGUCGGCAACAACCUUCAGUGCUGCCAACGCUUUUAGCUCCCCUGCAAAUGCCUUCAACUCACUACCAACCACGAAUACCUUCAGCCCACCCCCGAAUGCCAACGCCUUCAGUCCGCCACCUACUACCGCAUUUAGUCCUGCUCCCACACCCUUCAGCCCGGCAACGUCGACGUUCAGCCCAGCACCGACACCUGCCCCGAGCCUCAUGCCCGGCACCCCGGGUGUGAUGCAAACGCCCUUUGGCCCUCCGCCUACGACAUCAUUCCCAGGUCAUGCUCGAGCACCCAGUAUUGCCCCCACUCCAAAGCCUGCGACAGGCAGUCGGCCAUCUCGGGAGCAGGUUCCUGCCGAGGCAUGGGAGUCUUUCAAGGGGACCAUCAAGCAUCUGUAUCUGGAAGAACGCCGUCCUCUGAAAGAGGUCAUGCAGAUCAUGGCGGAUCAGUAUGGCUUCCAAGCAACGCCGAAGAUGUACAAGACCAGAUUCUCUCAGUGGGGCUUCGUGAAAAACAACACCGAGGACGAAGUGAAGAGACUUCUUUCUAUGAAGUUCCAACGCGAUGCCGAGGGCAAAGUGUCCGAAUUCGUUCGAAACGGUAGAGUGGUCAAUCUGGGCACGUAUCUCAAGAGGAAGGGAGUGACGGAGUACGAUCUUGUCGACUUUGAAACGCCAGCUCAGCUCCCGUCAUAUGUGCGAUGUCGUACCCCGACACCGCCGCCCGCUCCGGGCUAUCUGCGAUCACCAGACCUGCUCCGAGCGCAGGAGACGAUUGUUGGGAAUAUGCGGAAAGCAUUCUUGCAUUGCCGCCAGUUCGAGGUCGAAAUUGACAAGCAGGUCGGAUGGACAUCGAUUAUGUUAUGGGGUGCGGGAUCAAGCGACAUGUUUGCUGAUGCGAACAAGAAAUUCGAAAUGGGCGAACACGACGCGGGCGGUCAUCAACUAAUGAAGGCAUUCAAACGACUGGAGAUGGAUCUCAAACAACUAUCACCACAAGGCAUCAAGGAACUUUUGCUGGGAAUGGUGCAUCGCGACGCGGGCAUGAUGACUGCUCUGUGCAAGUACCUGGCGGCGUAUUCAUCGACGAACUUUGAACGCUCGCAUCCCCUACGACAGACAUUUUCUACACUAUACGAGGUGCAACAGAAGCAUGGUCCGAUCACACUAUCGGAGCUUGUCUGGGGCUGCAUUCCUACCAUCGCCGAAGAACUUGAAGCCAUCUACGGACGGCGUCACCCUUACGUAGCCAGGACGUGGAUCGACUUGGCCAUCUUUUACAACCACGCCAACCCCGAGAGACUCGAGAAACUGCUCUCCGAACUCCAGCCACUACGAAGGCAAAUAGCAGGUCGUCACGGACAGGGCAGUGCGGAGGAUCUAGCUUUGCGAUAUGCUGUUGUUCAGCUCAUGCAAGCAGCCUGGCCCAACGCCGACAAUACGAGGAUGGAGGCCUUGGAACUAUGGACUGCGAUGAAGGAUGGCGGCCUCGUCUUUCCAGUGCGAGGAGCAGAGCACAACACCUUUUGCUACCACAGCCCACUCAAGAUCGAUCCGUGGGAAAGACGAUGCAGGGAGCGAUAUGACAUUGGGACUCAAUUUUUCCAACAACACUGCGGCAUCAAGGUGCUGCCCUAUUUCGAAGAGGACAUGCAUUACACAGAGCAUGCCCCCGACUCGCAUUCGGCCUUGGCAGCAGCCUUGGGCCACAUGCCGCAAUCCAAGUUCUCGCUCAUUUAG